This is a messenger RNA of Acaulospora colombiana, 359 nucleotides long. The record is from the annotation of a GenBank genome assembly. NCBI's taxonomy places the organism in Eukaryota, Fungi, Glomeromycota, Glomeromycetes, Diversisporales, Acaulosporaceae.
CCGCACAAACCCCCGACACCUCCAAGCUGAACAUACAACAGUUAUUGUGGAUUCAUUUUCAUAGAUUCUCGAUGUUUCUUGAGGUGAAAGCCAUUCAAAGCUUGAGCGCAGAGAUCAAGAAACAUCUUCAGCACCUGAAUGGUCAAUUAACUGAUCUUCUAAGUAAGGUCGAGGGGGAAAAGACCGCACAUGACCUUUUUGAUUACAUCAAGGCAGAAAAACACAUUGAUUUUUGUUCGGACGAGGAAAACGAAUCAGACAUCCUGCUCCUCUUGGACAAGGUAGUGAACAGCUGGGCAUCAAGCCUGAAAACUUUAACUAAGGAAACUGGAGUCAGGAUUGAAGAAUUAUCGCGCUAG